This is a messenger RNA of Drosophila elegans, 844 nucleotides long. RefSeq lists its product as uncharacterized. The coding region runs from base 56 to 646 and encodes 196 amino acids. Lineage: Eukaryota; Metazoa; Arthropoda; Insecta; Diptera; Drosophilidae. The record is from RefSeq and is a predicted model, not a curated record. The transcript has a single exon.
GCAGAUCGGAUUCAAAGUAGUUCAACCAGAGUCUUCAAUUGAUGCAGUUGGAAAAAUGUCAGUGCUCCGGUUCGUUUUUCUGCUAGUCCUGGCCAACAGCAAUCGAGUUUUAGCUUUGAAGGCCGAAGGCGAUUUGCAUGAGGAUCUUUCAGGACCAGAUUCCAUCGACGGACGAUCUUUCUUCUUUUUGGGCAAUUUAUUUCGUCGCUGGCGCAAUCGCUGGAUGGCCUUUCAUAGCCCGGAUCCGCUGUUUGCAGGUCCCGUCUAUCCCAUAACUGGUUAUUACAACUGCCCCGUAUACGGCUGCAAUCCGUCGACCAUUGGACCUCAACCCGGUUACUAUAACACUCCCGGAGGAUUCUACACCAUGCCACUGAAUCAGCAACAGACCCAGGGAAACAGCAAUGUCUAUAUUUACCAGAGCGAUCAGAAUUCCGCUUCAGCUGCAAGUCCUCUGGGAUAUGGAUAUGGUUAUGGUGUAUCACCACUUAGACCACCAAAGCCCUUGCCUCUGCCGCCUCCUGGAGCCUUGCCUCCCUCCACAGUGGGCACGGCAUCGGCCAGUGCCGGCGGCUACUCCGGACCAGAAUUAGGACCUGGACAACGGCCAGGACUAUUUCCAAUACCGUUACCCCAACUGGGAUGAACGGGAAAAACGGGAAGUCGUAGGAAACGCUUGCCCAAGUAAACAGUGCAGACAAAGUAAAAGAAAACAAUACAAUUUUAAUUGAAAUAUGAGCGAAAAAAAUUAAGUAAAAAGAGAUACGAAAACAGAGACUUCUCCAACCAAACCUUCCUCGUAUUAUAUUGUUAAUAUUAUACAAUGUUCUGACCAAUUUUAAAA